Brassica napus (rape) is the source of this 1031-nucleotide messenger RNA. Its product is annotated as lectin-like protein At1g53070. Lineage: Eukaryota; Viridiplantae; Streptophyta; Magnoliopsida; Brassicales; Brassicaceae. The record is from RefSeq and is a predicted model, not a curated record. Gene Ontology annotation, molecular function: carbohydrate binding. The transcript has a single exon. The coding region runs from base 50 to 874 and encodes 274 amino acids.
AAAGUUCAUCAUCUUGACUUCACUUCUCGAAAAGAGAGCAAAGAUCACCAUGCAAACACCCUGCUUCAUCACUCUCUUCAUAGCUAUCUCCAUCUCUCAAGCCACUUCUGCUUACAGAUUCCAAUUCAAAAACUUCGGUAUUAAUGGCUCUGAUCUCUUCUCGUUCCAUGGAGACGCAGAGUAUGGUCCCGACGCCGGUCGGAUGAGCCGGUCGGGUGCUCUCGCUUUGACCCAAUUCAGAAUUCCUUUCUCUCAUGGUCGAGCCAUUUACAUCAACCCAAUCACCUUGAAGCCUCCCAACAACGCUUCUUCUGUUUACCCUUUCAAGACCUCUUUCACUUUCUCCAUCACUCCUCACAACACAAACCCUACCCCUGGUCACGGUUUUGCCUUCCUCGUCGUCCCACGUAACCAAGACGACGCCGCUUCCGGUUUAGGCUACCUCAGUCUCGUGAACCGAACCAGUAACGGUAAUCCAAAUAACCAUCUCUUUGCGGUUGAGUUUGAUGUUUUUCAGGACAAGUCUCUUCACGACAUCAACGAUAACCAUGUCGGAAUCGACAUUAAUUCGGUCGACUCUGUGACUUCGGUUAAAUCCGGUUAUUGGGUUAUGACAAGAAACGGUUGGUUGUUCAAGGAUUUGAAGCUGAGCAGUGGAGAUAAGUACACGGCUUGGGUCGAGUACAACAACAAUUUAAAAGUGAUCUCGGUUACGAUCGGGCUCGCGCAUUUGAGGAAACCGAACCGGCCUUUGAUUGAAGCGAAAUACGAUCUCUCCAAUGUUCUUCUCGAGAAAAUGUAUGCCGGUUUUGCCGGUUCAAUGGGCCGUGGUGUCGAGACCCACGAGGUCUGGGACUGGACUUUCCAGAAUUAGAAAACCGGGGUUAUUUGAUCAAAAAAAAAAGAAAACCGGGGUUAUUUGAUUUGAGAUCGCUUUAAAUCGGUUUUCGUUUGGUUUGCUUUUGAUUUGAUAGCUUGUAAGUGUGGCUCCCUCUAAUAGUUGAAGCGAAAUAAAUGCUAAGUUAUCGGUU